UAGCAACAAACAUUAGCGAGUUAGCAACGCGACCUAGCCACUCUCGUGCGCUACGUUGCUAGCUCGCAGCAGCCAGGGCUUGCGGGUGGGUGGUGAUGAAGAAUUUUCAUUUUGGCGAAUGACACUAGUAGUAAUCUAACAUCGACGCUGACCUGACUGCAUUGCAUUUAGAAGGCUUUGCUCAUCUUUGUGCAUUUUUAGUAGUCAUUUGCAAGACGACAAUCAGGAGGAGCAUAGUUUUUUUUUUCCUGCUGAAAAGGAACCUAGUCUUUUGGGCGUAAAGAGUGACUUUCUUCUCAAGACAGUUCAUCUGAUGUGGUUCAACACACAAACGUUAUUCCAGGGAUUUUAUGUGUAUGUGUCACACGGGUGAAUAAGUGCUCCAUCGACGUCAAAGUGACACGAGCAGCUGGGGCGGCGUAACCAUGCUGGAGGAGGAUAUGGAAGUGGCCAUCAAGGUGGUUGUGGUGGGCAACGGUGCUGUGGGAAAGUCCAGCAUGAUCCAGCGCUACUGCAAGGGUGUUUUCACCAAGGACUACAAAAAGACCAUCGGAGUAGACUUCCUGGAAAGGCAGAUCAUGGCUAAUGACGAAGACGUUCGCCUUAUGCUAUGGGACACGGCUGGGCAGGAGGAAUUUGACGCCAUCACUAAGGCGUACUACCGUGGCGCCCAAGCGUGCGUGCUGGUGUUCUCUACCACAGACAGAGAUUCAUUUCUGGCUAUUGACAAUUGGAAGGAGAAGAUUGAAGGAGAGGUGGGAGAUAUUCCCGCAGUUCUUGUGCAGAAUAAAAUUGACCUCCUGGAAGAAACGGUUAUUAAAAACGAGGAAGCGGAGGCCUUGGCCAAGAGGCUUAAAUUGAGAUUUUACCGAGUUUCAGUAAAAGAAGAUUUGAAUGUCACAGAGGUGUUUAAAUACUUAGCUGAGAAGUAUCUUCAACAACUCAAACAGCAAACAGCGGAGGAGACUGAGGCGGUACACUCGACCAGCAAUAAAAUAGGAGUUUUUAAUACCACAAGUAGUAAUCCAAGCAACCAGAGCUCCAGCAACGGCAGAGAAGUCAUCACACUACGACCAAACAAACAAAGGACCAAGAAGAGUAAAAACCCAUUCGGCAGCUGCAGCCUCCUCUAGACAAACAGCAUUUUUCGUUUGUUUGUUUGUUUGUGUGUGUGUUCGUUUUUUGUGCUGACCAUCCACUGGUAGCCUCAGAUAGAAACCAAAGUGCAAAGAUGGGAAAUCACCUCGCUACACUAACCUCACAUUUAAUCUCCUUACUAAAUUUUCCUCCCUUAUUGAUGGAUGAAUUUCAUCUCCAUUAUCUUGCACAAUGGCUCCACUUUUGCUGUUCACAGAUAAUCCCUCAUGUCUUCUGCCGCAGAGAUUUCUUUUGGGGAUGCAGGAAAAAGAUCAUCAUUCUAUUUUCACACAAUUUUCCCAGACCACAAAAAACACUUCUUCAGAGAUUUUUUUUUUUACAUUUAUGUGAAAAAUUUGUCAGAUUGAUACUGUUUUCCCAAUGACAUCAUAUGAUCCCCUGAAUAGAAUAAAUUGUGAAUAAUUUUGCUCCUGCAGAUUUCAGCUGCACAUCUUUGUAUGUAUUAUAGAAGACAAGCCGAGUAUUUUAUCCCUAUCACUACGGUUUGGUUUAUCUGUAUUAAAUUCAGCGACCGGUCAAAUGUAUUUUUAUACAAAUCAAAAAAGUGUUGAGUGAUAAUUUGAAGUGUUAACGGCUUCCUGGUGCCAAUUAUGUCCUGUCUUAAUGCAGCAGAGGUUUGAAUGUAACCUUCAAAUAAUCUGUCACGCUAACGUAUAUCCCAAAAUGAAUAUGUGUGUCCACUCAUCAAUUUAUUUACUAAAUUCUAGCCCUCUGAGAUUUAACAGGAGGCCGACACACUUGAGUUCUUCAAGUUACACUCGUCUAUCGGACGUUGUUUUUAUAUGUUUAUUUUUGUAUGACUUUAAGUAACUCAUUACUUUGUGAGUCAUCAAUGUUGUCAACUUGCCUAGCAGAUAUCAAGCACAUUUUGAUUUUUAUCUAAUAUAUUGUUUGGGUGUUCCGUGUUACCAUGCUGCUUUUAAUUUGAACAAAUUAAUAAUUAAGGGAAAAUAAAUUAAUAAAUAUCAGGUCUAUAAUGUUGCUUUUAGAAUGCUUGGUGUGCUGGAAUAUCCAACAAAAUUUCAAAUCCUUUUAAAAGAAAUGCCUAUUCUGCGCUAAGCCAUUUGAAAGGUCUGGUCUAAGAAGCACAAACAAAAUCUUGUAGGAAAGUCUCCUGUUAAAUAUCGUAAUGUGAAAUCAUCUUUAAACUUCUUAAUUCUAUUUAAAUGAAUAUUGGCCAAUGACACAUGCAUGCACAUUGUUUUUGUUCUUUGGGAACUGAUUCUUUCGCAUGUAUGGUGGUAUUUAACAUUCAAAUAUUAGUACUGGAAGCAAAGAAAAGUGGCGUACUGUAAUUGUGUUGCAUGCAGAAGCCUUUUGUGAGCGCUCAGUGAAUGUUCCAAUUUGGUUGCAAAGCCACAAUGCCUUAACCAUGUUUACAUUGUUGUCCAUUGACCUCAAGGAAAAUAUUUUUGUCCCCUGAAAAUGGCCCGCACAUCACAUUUGUAUAUGAUCAAUUCUUUGCCUUUUUUUUUUUUCUUAACCAAAUGGACUUCACGCACUUUAUCAUUAAAAUGGCAGAAUUGGAGAAACCAAGAAUCGGGAAUUAAAAUGACUCAUAGUUAUGUGCUGUCACUCAGGUGUUGUAUGAAUGUAUGUGCUGCUUUCUUAAUUUUUUUUUUAUUCCAUCAACCACAUUAUCUCAUUAGAAAAAAAAUAGUUUAUGUCUCUGACAAAUAUGAAUCAUUGUUUCAUUUUUAGUUCUAACAAAUGUAACAUGAAAUGUGCCACGCAGUUGCGCUCCAGCUGUCAUGGUCUAGAGGGGAGAGGUGAAAUAAAUGAAUCUUAACUUUG
Molecule: messenger RNA, 2952 nt
Organism: Syngnathus acus (greater pipefish)
Lineage: Eukaryota; Metazoa; Chordata; Actinopteri; Syngnathiformes; Syngnathidae
Gene: rab23
Product: RAB23, member RAS oncogene family
Exons: 7
Coding region: 426-1133 (235 amino acids)
Molecular function (GO): GTP binding; GTPase activity
Source: RefSeq, a predicted model, not a curated record